Molecule: messenger RNA, 4521 nt
Organism: Microsporum canis CBS 113480
Lineage: Eukaryota; Fungi; Ascomycota; Eurotiomycetes; Onygenales; Arthrodermataceae
Product: ATP-binding cassette transporter
Exons: 9
Coding region: 1-4521 (1506 amino acids)
Biological process (GO): transmembrane transport
Cellular component (GO): membrane
Molecular function (GO): ATP binding; ATP hydrolysis activity; ABC-type transporter activity
Source: RefSeq, a predicted model, not a curated record
AUGGUUACAGCUCCGGGAACACGGCGGAGUUGGGUUCCCUCCGCAACCUUCGGGGUAUGGCUCCUAUUUUAUACCUUGAACCACCAUGCUGGCCACGCGCACGAGACUUCGGAGAAAUGGGGUAGCUGGACCUCUGUCGCAGCUGAUGAUAGUGAGCCAGAUGUCGCCGAGUCAUUCAAGCUCCGCCAUUCCACAGUACAGAAGCUCGCCCAGAUAUACUCUAAGAACGAAUACAGCCCUGAUAGCCAACCUAUAUUUGGCAGCACCGAUCAAAACUCCCCUCUAAAUCCACAUGGCAACAAGUUCAAUGCUCGCGCGUGGGCUACAAACAUCUCAAGGGUCACCAGGGAGGCAGGCCAGAGCUUUCGUCAGGUUGGCUUGUGUUUUCAGAACGUCAAUGUCUUCGGCUAUAAUACAUCAGCCGAUUACCAAAAGGAUGUAGCCAAUAUAUGGCUAGCAAUUCCAAACAUGGUUCGGCGUUUCUUGUUUAGCCCCUCAGGUCAGACACAAAUCGACAUUUUGCGCCAGUUUGACGGUAUCAUCCAUCCUGGCGAAAUGUGUAUUGUCCUUGGCCCUCCGGGCUCUGGUUGUUCAACUUUCCUUAAGACUAUCUCAGGAGAAACGAACGGUCUCUACAUUAAAAAUGGCUCAUAUUUCAAUUAUCGCGGUCUUUCAGCAAAAGAGAUGCACACAGCGCAUCGAGGUGAUGCUAUAUACACAGCCGAGACUGACGUACAUUUUCCAAUGUUAACAGUUGGCGAAACAUUGACCUUUGCGUCCCGCGCACGCUGCCCGCAGCAACUGCCUCAGGGCAUUCCUCGUGAUGAAUACUGCGAGCAUUUUCGAGAUGUCAUCAUGGCCAUGUAUGGUAUUAGCCACACCGUCAACACUAAGGUGGGGGACCAGUUCAUUCGGGGAGUCUCAGGGGGAGAACGCAAGCGCGUAACCAUUGCUGAGGCAACUCUGGCCAAUGCUCCAUUUCAGUGCUGGGACAACUCAACCCGCGGACUAGACUCUGCCAACGCUGUCGAAUUCUGCAAAACGCUGCGGCUACAAUCCGAGCUUUUUGGCCAGGCAUGUGCUGUGUCUAUGUACCAGGCUCCACAAAGCGCGUAUGACUUAUUCGACAAAAUUCUACUCAUCUAUAAUGGGCACCAGAUAUACUUUGGGCCUGCAUCCAAAGCUAAGCAAUAUUUUAUCGGCCUUGGGUUUGAGUGUCCAGAACGCCAAACAACCCCUGAUUUCCUCACCUCCAUGACGCUCCCUGUAGAGCGCAUCGCGCGUGCUGGCUUCAUACCCCCACGGACUGCUGAAGAGUUUGUGAAAGCCUGGCGGAAUAGUACGGAGUAUUCCACGCUUCAAACUGAGAUUGAAGAAUACAAGACGCAACAUCUGAUUGAUGGCCAUUAUGCUGAAGAUUUCCGACGACUCAAAAGGUCACAGCAAUCCCGUGGUCAGCGUCUCGGUUCACCAUAUAUCCUGACCUACAUACAGCAGGUUCAUCUUUGUAUGUGGCGCGGGGUGGCACGAUUUAAGGCGGAUCCGUGGCCAGCCAUCUGGGUAAUGGUCGGGAAUAUCAUGAUGGCUCUCAUCAUGUCUUCCUUAUUCUACAACUUACCCAUAAACACAGGCUCCUUCUACGGCCGCUCUGUCGUCCUUUUUAUGGCCAUCUUGUUCAAUUCCUUCUCCUCCAUUCUUGAGGUGAUGACGCUUUAUGCUCAGCGACCAAUUGUGGAAAAGCACACCCGAUAUGCUUUUUACCACCCAUCCGCCGAGUCAUAUUCUUCCGUGCUGGUUGACCUACCCAUUAAAAUUACUAGCACUAUUUCUUUUAACUUGGUGUUUUACUUCAUGACCAACCUCCACCGUACACCUGGGAACUUCUUCUUUUACUUGUUGGUCGUAUUUACCAUCGUUUUGGCCAUGUCUGGUGUAUUCAGGUUCAUCGGUUCGCUAUCCCGGACAGAGCAACAGGCCAUGGUACCAGCUUCAAUAAUGCUGCUUGCUCUACUUAUCUUCACUGGAUUUGUUGUCCCAAUCGACUACAUGCUGCCCUGGUGUCGAUGGAUUAAUUAUCUGAACCCUGUAGCCUAUGGUUAUGAGGCACUUAUGAUCAAUGAGUUUCACGGCCGCGAGUUUCUGUGCACCUCCUAUAUCCCCGACUACACAAAUGCUGCCAUGAAUAAUGUAGCUUGCAACGCCGUGGGUGCUGUUUCCGGUAGCAUGUAUGUGAAUGGAGACCACUACAUCAAUACAGCAUAUAGCUACCACCACAGUCACAAAUGGCGUAAUUUCGGCAUAAUCCUCGUCAUGGCUGUUUUCAACCAUCUCAUAUAUUUUAUUACUAGUGAAUAUGCUCGUGCCAAAAAGUCCAAAGGCGAGGUCCUUGUCUUUCGCCGAGGGUUCAUCCACCGGUCUCCAGCCAAAGGCAGCCAUGAUCCCGAAAAUUUGAUACCCGGGCUAGUACCGGUGAUAGCGUCACCAGAGGGCUACACAUCCGAAGAAAAAGGUGGUUUUCAAGGCUCCACAAGCGUAUUCCACUGGAGCAAUGUAUGUCACGAAAUCAAGAUCAAGAAAGAAACUCGGUGCAUCCUAGAUAACAUUGACGGCUGGGUUAAGCCCGGAACUCUCACAGCCUUAAUGGGUGUUUCUGGAGCAGCUGAUCGUCGCGCGGGCGUUGGUAUCAUUACUGGUGACAUCUUGGUCGAUGGGAAAAUGCGUGACAAUGGCUUUCAGCGCAAAACUGGCUAUGCUCAGCAGCAGGAUCUCCAUUUAGAGACAAGUACCGUUCGAGAGGCAUUGACUUUCUCCGCUCUCCUUCGACAGCCAGGAAAUACCCCGAAGGCUGAGAAGCUCGCAUAUGUUGAUGAAGUUAUCAAGAUGCUAGACAUGCAAGAAUAUGCAGAUGCAGUUGUCGGUGUUCUAGGCGAGGGCCUCAACGUUGAACAACGUAAACGUUUAACUAUUGGUGUCGAAUUAGCCGCAAAGCCACCAGUACUACUCUUUGUCGAUGAACCUACUUCGGGACUUGACUCUCAAACUAGCUGGGCUAUCUUGGACUUACUGGAAAAGCUAUCGAAGGCUGGCCAGUCAAUCCUCUGCACCAUUCAUCAACCAUCCGCAAUGCUAUUUCAGCGGUUCGACCGCCUACUCUUACUUGCAGAGGGAGGCAAACAAGUUUACUUCGGUGACAUCGGUGACAAUUCCCAAAUUCUUAUCGAUUACUUUGAGAGCAAUGGCGCUAUCGCUUGCCCACUCGGUGCCAACCCAGCUGAAUGGAUGCUCGAGGCUAUUGGCGCUGCUCCUGGGAGUUCUUCUGAUAUUGACUGGCAUCAAAUCUGGCGUUCCAGCCCAGAAUAUCGGGCUGUUCAAGAAGAAUUAGCACGACUUAAGGCUAAAGGUUUAGAUCAAUCAUUGGAAGAUGCGCAUAAUUCGGCCUCUUACAAUGAGUUUGCUGCACCGCUAUCGCAACAAUUUCUUGUGGUUACAGAACGCGUUUUCCAGCACACUUGGAGAUCACCCUCCUAUAUCUACUCCAAGCUCUUGCUUUGCAUCACUACUAGCCUAUUUAUCGGCUUAGUCUUUCUUAACGCUCCUCUGACCAUACAAGGGCUUCAAAACCAGAUGUUUGCUAUCUUCGAGAUGAUGAGCGUUGUUGGUCAGCUAGUGGACCAACAAAUACCAAUCUUCGUUUCGCAGCGCGCUUUAUAUGAGGUCCGCGAGCGCCCCGCCAAAACAUACUCCUGGAUAAUCUUUAUGGUCAGUCAGAUUAUCUCCGAAAUUCCUUGGAAUACCCUUGCCUCAGUUCUUAUGUGGGCUUUAUUCUAUUUCCCUGUUGGCCUGUAUAAGAAUGCUGUAACUGCCGGUCAGGGUACCGAGCGAGGGUGGUUAAUGUGGCUAUUGUUCUGGCAGUUCCUGCUUUGGGUUUCCACCUUUGCACAUAUGUGCAUCUCCUUCGUCGGCUCUGCUGAAGAUGGCGGCAACAUUGCAAAUUUUCUCUUUGUUCUUAUUUUCUUCUUCUGCGGCGUUCUAGCUUCGCCCGCGCAAAUGCCUCGAUUCUGGAUAUUCCUGUACCGGGCUUCGCCAUUGUCGUACUGGGUAUCGUCAGUCCUAUCUACCGGCCUAGCUAACGUUGAAGUUUCGUGUGCGAAUAAUGAGUUCAUUCUCAUUAACCCUCCGGAUAGUCAGUCAUGCGGUGAGUACAUGGCUGACUACAUAUCAAGGAUAGGCGGAUACCUAUCGGACCCUCACGCAAUGGACAUCUGUGAAUAUUGCAAGAUCAAGGAUACGAACAUAUUCCUCGAACAUGUGAGCUCAUCAUACGAUACAAGAUGGCGCAAUUUUGGUAUUUUAUGGGUGUACAUUGUGUUUAACAUUGCGGCAGCCAUAGGUCUUUACUGGCUUACAAGGAUUCCAAAGGGACGAAAGAAGCUUAUUGGCGCGUGGACUAUAUCUCUAAUCCUAUUAAAGGAAUCUAAGGAACAUAAUGAUAACACAAACCUCGCGAGAUUUUAUAACUAG